AUGCCGACCCCCAAACCCCGGAUCCUGCACAUCGGCGACCCGAUCAAAUACAACCACGACAUCUACGCUCGAUUCUCAUCGCAGUUCGAAAUUAUCCGCCCCGAGACCGCCGACCGCCAGCGCGACGCCUUCAAGGCAGCACUUAGAGAAGGAAAAUGGGGCUCCUUCGACGCCAUCUUCCGGCCUUUUUGGAACACCGGCGGGGAGAUGGGUCGGUGGGACCGCGAGCUCAUUGAGCUUCUACCCAAGAGCAUGAAGAUUGUUGCGAGUGCGGGCGCUGGGUAUGAUUGGGUUGAUGUGGAUGUUUUUGCUGACCAUGGAAUCCUCUACUGCAACGGCGCGGCCGCCUCCUCGGAAUCCGUGGCGGACAUGACCCUCUUCCUCAUCCUCGCCGUCUUCCGCAACCUCGCCUGGUCGCACAGCGCCGCCAUCAGCGCAAACCCGCAACGCUUCCUCGACGCACACCAAAACUCCCCACUCACAGCCCGAAACCCCUCCGGUCACUCACUAGGGAUUAUCGGGCUCGGCGCAAUCGGGUACACGAUUGCCAAGAAAGUGUACGCGGCGCUGGGGAUGAAGAUUCUCUACCAUGAUUUGUUCAGGAAAAGUGCGGAGGUCGAGAAGAGCGUUGGUGCGGUGUUCUAUCCGGAGCUGGAUAGGCUGUUGGGGGAUGCGGAUUGUGUUGUUGUUGCGACGCCUUUUGCGGGGCAGACUUUGCUUACGAGGGAGAAGUUUGGGAAGUUCAAGAGGGGUGGAAGGUUUGUGAAUAUCGCGAGGGGGUCGUUGGUUGAUGAGGAGGCGUUGGUCGAGGCGCUGGAUCAGGGCCUGCUUGGUGGAGUCGGCAUGGACGUACAUGCGAAUGAGCCGUAUGUACAUCCGAGGUUGGCGAGUCACCCAAAGGUUAUGAUGAUGUCGCACAAUGCGGGAGGCACGGUGGAUACGCACAUUGGCUUUGAGAGAUUGGCGAUGGAGAAUAUAGAGAGCUUCUUACUGAAGGGGAAGGCAUUGACGCCGGUCAAUGCGCAUCUAAUCAAGCCCAAGAGUGUGUUAUAG
This is a messenger RNA of Aspergillus calidoustus, 1053 nucleotides long. The record is from the annotation of a GenBank genome assembly. NCBI's taxonomy places the organism in Eukaryota, Fungi, Ascomycota, Eurotiomycetes, Eurotiales, Aspergillaceae.